AUGAAAGAAAAGCAUAUGCCCACACCAUCGAUUGCUGAUUUUGAAAAUAUUGCACAAGAGUUCUAUGAAAAUUGGAAUUUUCCAAAUUGUGUUGGAAGUUUAGACGGAAAACAUAUCCGUAUGAAAUGUCCGAAAAACUCCGGUAGUAUGUUUUUCAAUUAUAAACAGGUUUUUUCUAUUGUUUUAAUGGCUGUGGCAGACGCAAAUUAUAAAUUUAUUAUGAUUGAUGUCGGAGCUUAUGGGAAAGAUAGCGAUGGAGGUAUAUUAUCUAAUUCCAAUAUUUUAAAACGACUUGAAAAUAAAACUUUGAAACUACCCUAUCCUAAAAAACUACCAWAUUCAAAUGUAACUGGUCCAUAUACUUUCAUUGMUGAUGAAGCAUUUCCUUUGCGAACAUACAUGAUGCGACCAUACCCAAGRAGGUUAUUGAACGAUGAAAAUAAAAGUUACUUCAACUAUAGACUUUCCAGAGCACGAAUGACAAUAGAAUGUGCUUUCGGUAUAGCAGCAGCAAAAUUUAGAAUUUUGCAGAAGUCAAUAGAGACAAAAGUGGAAAACGCUGACCACAUUGUAAAAGCAAUAUGUAUGCUGCACAAUGUAUGUAUCGAUUUGGAAAAGAUAAGAGUUACAGAAAAUUAUAAUAURCACUCAGAUAUAUCAAGUCAAAUAAAUAAUUUAUCCGGCGAUUUAACCCUUGUAUCCAGUAUUUUAUAUUAUAACUUAAGUUUAAUUUAA
Diuraphis noxia (Russian wheat aphid) is the source of this 735-nucleotide messenger RNA. RefSeq lists its product as uncharacterized. The record is from RefSeq and is a predicted model, not a curated record. NCBI's taxonomy places the organism in Eukaryota, Metazoa, Arthropoda, Insecta, Hemiptera, Aphididae.